UAGGAGCGCUGAGCCGGGAGCUGGGAGCCGAGCGCCGGGCUGGGGCCGGGGCCGGAGCGGAGCGGAGAGGGAGCGCGCCCGCCCCAGCCCCGAGUCCUGUCGCCUUCCAGCCCGCAGCCUGCGGCCGCCGCCCCAACCAUGGAGCCAGACAACAGCCCCCGGAAGAUCCAGUUCACCGUCCCGCUGCUGGAGCCGCACCUUGACCCCGAGGCGGCGGAGCAGAUUCGGAGGCGACGCCCCACCCCUGCCACCCUCGUGCUGACCAGUGACCAGUCAUCCCCAGAGAUAGAUGAAGACCGGAUCCCCAACCCACUUCUCAAGUCCACUUUAUCAAUGUCUCCACGGCAACGGAAGAAGAUGACAAGGACCACACCCACAAUGAAAGAGCUCCAGAUGAUGGUUGAACAUCACCUAGGGCAACAACAACAAGAAGAGCCUGAGGGAGCUGCCAAGAGCACAGGGACCCAAGAGUCCUGCCCACCUGGGAUCACGGACACAGAAGCGGAGUCAAGGCUGGGCACCUCAGGGACAGCACAGAAACCUGCAGAAUCCAUGCCUAAAACUCAGGAGCGGGCCAGUGGGGAACCCAGCACAGAGGAACUCUCAACCCAUAUACCACCACUGGAUUCGCAGGGCGCCAACUCGGUCUGAGAGAAGGCGGUGUCCUGGAAUCAAGACUACACUUUGGGAAUGCAUGGACACUGGAUUUGUUUCUUAUUUCUUCACUUUUGGGGAAAAUCUCUUGUUUUUAAAAAGUGAUAAAUUUGGUGUUAGGUC
Molecule: messenger RNA, 777 nt
Organism: Tupaia belangeri chinensis (Chinese tree shrew)
Lineage: Eukaryota; Metazoa; Chordata; Mammalia; Scandentia; Tupaiidae
Gene: PPP1R1A
Product: protein phosphatase 1 regulatory inhibitor subunit 1A
Exons: 7
Coding region: 139-651 (170 amino acids)
Biological process (GO): intracellular signal transduction
Cellular component (GO): cytoplasm
Molecular function (GO): protein phosphatase inhibitor activity
Source: RefSeq, a predicted model, not a curated record